This is a messenger RNA of Striga asiatica, 606 nucleotides long. The record is from the annotation of a GenBank genome assembly. Lineage: Eukaryota; Viridiplantae; Streptophyta; Magnoliopsida; Lamiales; Orobanchaceae.
AUGUUCAGGAAUCAAUACGACACCGACGAGACGACGUGGUUGCCCACAGGGCGGCUGUUCCAAGUGGAGUACGCGAUGGAGGUGGUGAAGCAGAAGAGUUCGAGACGAUGGAAGAAAAAACUGGAAAUUGGAGACUGUGGGACUGUCACGGCAGAGGGAAAGCGGGCUGCAGAGGCUGAGGACGAAAGCUCGCGGGGUCUGCUCCCGGCGGUCCUAAUCGCCGGAGGAAGAGGCUGGUCGCAGCGUCUGGUCGUGACAGGGUUCGCCGGAAGCCGCAAUUCACGCGUGAACAAGGGUCGCCGGAAUUCUUCGCGAGAUGGAGGCGGCGCUAGGCAGCGACUCACGGCGUGGGAGGAUAGCGGGUCGUGGCGUUGCUGGGGUCCACGCGGAGGAUACUCGCCGGCGGGAGGCUCGCGGCGCGACGGUCGGGGGUACUGCGCGGCGGAGGGGCUCGCCGGCGAUUGGUCUGCGCGUCGUUCAGAGGAUGGCGGAGGAGGAGAUGACGAGAUGAUGGUGAUGGUGUCGCGGCGCGUCUGGGUGGUCGCAACUUGGAGAUCGACGACGACGGGAAAGAUCAGAGGAGGGGAUGAUGACGAUCGGUGGUGA